This is a messenger RNA of Erpetoichthys calabaricus (reedfish), 1007 nucleotides long. It is a transcript of the gene tp53rk, whose product is annotated as TP53 regulating kinase. Gene Ontology annotation, molecular function: protein serine/threonine kinase activity; ATP binding. Gene Ontology annotation, cellular component: nucleus; EKC/KEOPS complex; cytosol. The record is from RefSeq and is a predicted model, not a curated record. The coding region runs from base 113 to 823 and encodes 236 amino acids. NCBI's taxonomy places the organism in Eukaryota, Metazoa, Chordata, Cladistia, Polypteriformes, Polypteridae. Gene Ontology annotation, biological process: protein phosphorylation. The transcript is spliced from 2 exons.
UCAUGCGUAAGUGACAAGCCGUAGCGUCUAGUCAAGCUGUGUUAUGAUUGGCUGACAGGUUCUCUGGUUGCGUACUAUUGCUAUUCCAGGAAACACGUAAAGUUGGGGUGUCAUGGCGGACGAAGGUAUUAAGAGUUAUAAGCCACUCUUUCUCAAAGAUCUGCAGCUAAUGAAGCAAGGGGCAGAAGCGCGUGUGUAUCGUGGCAGAUUCCUGGGGAAAGCAGCGAUUAUUAAGGAGAGGUUUCCAAAACGGUACAGACACCCGACUCUUGAUGACAAGUUGACUCACCGAAGGACGGCGCAGGAGGUUCGCUCCAUACUCCGCUGCAGGAAAGCAGGUAUUUCUGCCCCAGUUGUAUAUUUUGUCGACUAUACCUCAAACUCCAUCUUUCUUGAGGAAAUUGAAGAUUCAGUUACAGUUCGUGAUUAUAUCAACAGUGUUCUGUGUUCUGGAGAAAAUGCUGAAAAGCUCAUUGAUUUGGCAAGUUGUAUUGGACAAAUCCUAUCUAAGAUGCAUAAUGAAGAUGUGAUCCAUGGUGAUCUCACAACAUCUAACAUGCUUCUUAAAGAUUCUGCCAAAACUGGGUGCCAGAAUUUAGUACUCAUUGAUUUUGGACUGAGCUACAUUUCUGCUUUACCAGAAGAUAAAGGAGUGGACCUCUAUGUUCUUGAGAAAGCCUUUCUUAGUACUCAUCCAAACACUGAACAUGUGUUUGAGGCAUUGCUUAAAAGUUACACAACAUCCUCAAAGAAGUCUUUACCUGUCAUUAAAAAGCUAGAUGAAGUAAGACUGAGGGGAAGAAAGCGAUCAAUGGUGGGAUAAAGUAACACAAAUUGACAAACUACAUAUUGCUUUUUGCCCCAACAUGGAAAUAACCAAAAAAAGAAAAAAAGCUGGCACAUUUGCAUCUUCUGUCAAACCAUAUUAUGUGGACAUGUAUGAUCCUAUCUUAUUGAAUUUUUGUUCUGAAAAUAAUAAAAAUCACUUGAUGAUUUGUCAAGGCAAA